This is a messenger RNA of Macadamia integrifolia, 1689 nucleotides long. RefSeq names its product aspartyl protease family protein At5g10770-like. The transcript is spliced from 2 exons. Gene Ontology annotation, biological process: proteolysis. The record is from RefSeq and is a predicted model, not a curated record. NCBI's taxonomy places the organism in Eukaryota, Viridiplantae, Streptophyta, Magnoliopsida, Proteales, Proteaceae. Gene Ontology annotation, molecular function: aspartic-type endopeptidase activity. The coding region runs from base 39 to 1496 and encodes 485 amino acids.
UGAAAAAAGAAUUGAUUAGAGCAGUUAGUACCCUUUCCAUGGCUACUAACUAUUCCUCCUUCCUUCGUUUUCCUUUUGGCUUGGUUCUUGUUCUGUUUCUAAUUGGUUGUUCAUCAAAGAAGGUAGAAGCCAAUGGAUUCAAAGAACUGACGGCGGAUGUUCAUUACCAUAGUCAUGUUAUUGAACUUAGCUCCUUGAUGCCGGCAGAAGUUUGUUCUACACCACCCAAAGUUUCAGGUGCCGAAAACUUAAGCAAGCCACUGCAAGUAGCUCACAAAUAUGGGCCUUGCUCACCACUGAAGAAUGGGAAUACAACAAUUCCUAGCCCUCAUCAAAUUGUCCUUGAUGACGAAAUCCGAGUCAAGUACCUCAAUUCAAAAACCUCCAAAAACCAAACCACAGUACUCCAAGAUUCUGCAGUCAGGAUUCCUGCAAAUUCUGGCCUAUCUCUCGGUACCGGAAACUUUGUGGUAAAUAUCGGACUUGGAACCCCAAUGCAAGAAUUCACAGUAGAAUUCGAUACUGGUAGUGAUCUAACUUGGAUCCAAUGCCAACCAUGCUCCGGCCAAUGCCAUAGACAAAAAGAUCCCUACUUCAACCGUUCUGCAUCCUCUACCCAUUCCAGUGUCCCAUGUGGCUCUAACGACUGCAACCAACUGAAAUCAGCCACAGGCAACUCACAAGCUUGCACCACCACAUGCACUUACCGAAUUGGAUACGGUGAUGGUUCAUACUCUGGAGGGUACUAUGCACGAGACAAACUAACACUAUCUAGUUCUGAUGUCUUCCCCAACUUCAGAUUCGGGUGCGGCGAAAAUAACCAAGGCCUGUUUGGCACUUCAGAUGGAUUACUAGGCCUUGGCCGUGACAACGUCUCUACGGUAUCACAGACUAUUCAAAAAUAUGGAAAUAUUUUCUCCUAUUGUCUUCCAUCAACAACCAGUUCUACUGGUUAUCUUGCAUUUGGAAGCCAAGCCGGCACCACUCCUAGGAUUUUCAACACUCCUUUACUAGUAAAUUCAAAUCGUCCAAAUUUCUAUUUCUUAAGUAUGACUGGUAUCAGUGUUGGAGGGAAGAAAUUGGCUAUCUCACCAGCAGUUUUUACAACUUCAGGAACCCUUAUAGACUCUGGAACUGUCGUCACUCGUUUGGCACCAACAGCCUAUGCAGCUCUCCGAUCAGCAUUUCGUCAAGCAAUGUCUAAUUAUCCCAGAGCUGUAUCUACUUCAUUUAUGGAUACAUGCUAUAACCUUUCUGGAUAUAGUAAUGUAGUAUUACCAACCAUUGUGUUGCAUUUUUAUAGAUAUACUGACUUGAAUGUUCAUCCAUCUGGGAUUCUGUUUCAACUGAGUUCAACUCAACAUUGCUUGGCUUUUGCUGGAAACAGAGCUGAUACCGAUUUCGGGAUCCUUGGAAAUAAGCAACAACAGACCUUUGAGGUGGUUUAUAAUGUGGCAGCUGGAAAGCUGGGAUUUGGCGCUGGUGGUUGUAGGUAAUGGGAACCAGCCCUCUGUAAUAUAAAGAUAGGAAAAGGCUGCCCACUGUGUCUGCCUCUUUCCUUAACAACCUCCUCCCAGAAAUCAUAUAUAUGGUCAGUGAUUGAUUAGCAAUAGAAAUAUAAAUAAGAGGAAUGAAAGAAUAAGAAGUGGAACUGAACAAGCAAGAAAAUAUUGAAGCUUAUGAUUCCAA